This is a messenger RNA of Venustampulla echinocandica, 2394 nucleotides long. Its product is annotated as putative alpha protein. Bases 1 to 2394 code for a protein of 797 amino acids. The transcript has 4 exons. Gene Ontology annotation, biological process: glycoprotein catabolic process; protein deglycosylation; carbohydrate metabolic process. Gene Ontology annotation, molecular function: carbohydrate binding; peptide-N4-(N-acetyl-beta-glucosaminyl)asparagine amidase activity. Gene Ontology annotation, cellular component: nucleus; cytosol. Lineage: Eukaryota; Fungi; Ascomycota; Leotiomycetes; Helotiales; Pleuroascaceae. The record is from RefSeq and is a predicted model, not a curated record.
AUGGAUGAAAAUGCACUUCUCCGGUUCUUGAAGUUCGUCCUUCUGUCAUCUUGCGUGCAAUUCAUAGCUGCUCAAAAUACAUCAUCAUCGUGGAACACAACCUCUUUCGAUCCGCUCAAAUACGUCAACCCAUUGAUCGGCACCGACAAUGGAGGAAACGUUUUCGCGGGUGCUACUCUGCCAUAUGGCAUGGCAAAAGCAGUAGCGGACGUCGACGGGCAGAACACCGCAGGCUUCUCGACAGAUGGCAGCAACAUCACCGGAUUCUCACAUAUGCACGACUCGGGGACAGGAGGAAAUCCCUCUUUAGGGAACUUCCCUCUCUUCCCGCAAUAUUGCCCCGAAGAUGAAGUUAACAACUGCAACUUCGUGAUAGGAGAAAGGAAAACGAAAUAUAUCAAUGAUAGCGUAGUGGCUACGCCGGGAUAUUUCUCUCUGAAUCUGGAGACUGGCAUUAAGGCUGAGAUGACAGUUACUGAGCAUGCUGCUCUCUACCACUUCAAUUUCCCUCCCAAGUCCUCGAAGAAUGGCACGGAUCUAAGCCCAUUGAUCCUACUCGACCUCACGGACCUUUCCGCCAGUCGCCAGAAUGCGUCCGUGAGCGUGGAUGAAAAUGGUAGGAUCAGAGGGAAUGGAACUUUCCUCCCAAGUUUUGGGAGUGGUUCCUUCAUCCUGCACUUUUGUGCGGAUUUCCUGGGCGCGAAGGUUAAGGAUACGGGGAUCUGGGUCAACAAUCGUGCAGGUACAGAGCCGAAGACUAUUUUUGUUACGAGAGGAAUCAAUCUCUUCUAUCUAGAAGCUGGGAGUUGGAUACAGUUUGAGCGGCCGGCGGAUGGAGUCGUGAGCGCUAGAGUCGGUGUAAGUUUUAUCACCGCAGAUAAAGCAUGCCAGAAUGCUGAGACAGAAAUACCUGGCGAUGAAUGGGAUUUCGCCGGUAUUAAAAAAAGUGCUGAGGAGGCCUGGAGGGAGAAAUUGAGUGUGGUGAGGAUCGAUUCGAAGGGGGUUAGUGAGAACUUGGUGACGAACUUUUACAGCGCUAUGUAUAGGACAAUGAUGUCUCCGCAGAACUAUACGGGAGAGAAUCCUCUUUGGGAGAGCGAGGAGCCUUAUUAUGAUUCUUUCUACUGUCUAUGGGAUGCAUUCCGUUCCCAACUCCCGUUCCUCACAAUUAUCGACCCCACCUCCCUCACAGCGAUGAUCCGCUCUCUCCUCGAUACCUACGUGCAUAUCGGCUGGCUUCCAGACUGCAGAAUGAGUCUCUGCAAAGGCUUUACUCAGGGAGGUUCCAACGCAGAUGUCGUUCUCGCCGAUGCAUUCGUCAAGAACCUCACCUCUUCCUCCCCAUCCUCGCGCAUCAACUGGGAUCUCGCAUACGAAGCCGUGCUCAACGAUGCAGAAAAUGAGCCUUUAGACUGGUCCGUCGAAGGACGCGGUGGUCUUAUGUCGUGGAAAGCCCUAGACUACAUCCCCUACCUCGACUACGACUACCUGGGUUUCGGAACUAAUUCCCGUAGCAUAUCUCGCACAUUAGAAUACUCGUAUGAUGAUUUCUGCGUCGCCACUAUAGCUAAGGGGCUGGGGAAGGAGGAGGGCUAUAAAAAAUAUAUGCGACGAGCUAUGAAUUGGCGGAACCUGUGGAAGGAGGGUCAUAAAUCUUAUAUUCAGGGGAACGAUACAGGGUUCACGGGGUUCUUUCAGCCGAAGUAUCUGAAUGGGACAUGGGGGGAACAGGAUCCGAUCAAGUGUAGUCCGCUAGAUAGUUUUUGUUCUUUGACUUCCAAUCCGCAGGAGACGUUUGAGGAUUCGAUUUGGGAGUAUCAAUUUUACGUCCCCCACGCAGUCUCGCAGCUCAUAACCCUCCUAGGUGGGCCCAACACUUUUAUCUCCCGCCUUCAAUUUCUCCACACAUCAGGCUUGACAGAUAUCGGUAAUGAGCCCUCCUUCUUAACCGCCUUUCUCUACCAUUAUGCUGGGCGCCCGGGUCUCUCAUCGGAACUCGUGCAUCAGUAUGUUCCCGGCUACUUUAAUGAUACCGUGACGGGAUUGCCCGGCAACGAUGAUACGGGUGCCAUGGCCUCCUUUAGCGCCUUCAUAUCUAUAGGUGUCUUCCCUAACCCGGGACAAAACAUUUACUUCCUAACCGCGCCCCUCUUCCCCUCCAUAUCGAUUACCUCACCCGUCACCGGUAAAAUGGCCACGAUCACAACAUCUAAUUUCGAUCCGGAGGGGAAGAGGAUAUAUAUCCAGAGCGUUAAGUAUAAUGGUAAAGUCUAUGAGAAGAGUUGGAUUGGCCAUGAGCUUUUUACGGAGGGGGGUGUACUUGAGUUUGAGGUCGGAGAUGUGGAGAGUGAGAGGUGGGGGAGGGAGAGGGAGAGUUUGCCGCCGAGCUUGUGA